GCCGAGAAAUCCUCCUUGAUCAGGAAGUCGAGCCGCGACGCAGCUGAGGGGCCCCUGACUCCCCAGGCCACGCUCAGGACCAUGAGAGCAGGCUCCCCCCGGGCCCCCCGAGGGGCGAGGAUGGCCGCCCAGCCCACGCCCCGUGGCCCCCCGCGGCCCCACGCAUCCUCCUAGCGCCGGACGGAGGGGCCAUGCCUGGAGAGCAGCCCCAGGGAGCACCACCCCCGGCCAGGACUGGGGCCCUGCAGCCGUGCCAGGUGGCCGGUGGCCUGGGCGGCCCCUGCCAGCCCCCCCACGAGGACCACGCCCCGGCCAGCAGGCCCGCCAAGGCCGCCAGGGAGACUGGCCGUGGGGCCCCGGCUGUGGAGCCCCCGGAAGCCCAGCUGCUGCCAACCAGGGAGGGGGUUCCCAAGGCCCCGCUCCUGAGGACCCAGGCCCUAGGUGGCGGCCCUGGGAAGGGGGGAGGCCUCCGGGGUCCCCCAGGGAGGAGCCGCUCACAGACUCACGUGCGGCUGGCAGCGGGGGCGGCCGGCAGCGCCCAGCAGCCCUACAGCCCGAGCAUCGCCAGCUCGAGGGCCAAACCCGCCCUGGACGAGGCCCCCGAGGGCCACCAGCUCGAGGCCCCCCAUCCUCCAGAGGCAGAGGCCCCCCGGCCUCCCCUCAGGCCCGGCCUCCCGAGAACCGAGGCCCGGCCUCCUCCUGAAGAGCUCAGCUUCCGAAGGUGCUUCCCGGAGACCCCCUCCAGCUUUACCUCCACCAACUAUACCUCAGCGAACGCCGCGCCCGGGCCCCCCGCCCUGCGGGCCCCCCCGAGCAGGGGCGCCAGCCCCCUCGGGCCGGCCUCCCACCCGGAAUUCCAGGCCAGCGGGUCGGACUCCUGGCCUCUCGCUGCUGAGAACAGCUUCCUAGGUGCUAAUUUCGGGGUCCCCCCCACAGAGCCAGAGCCGUUCCCCGAAGGCAGCAGGCCGGGCGGCCCCGUGGGGGUCCCCUUCCAGUUCUCCUUCCCGGAGCUGCCCGGGCCGGGCACAAAACCCUUCCCCGCAGACACGGCCGGGCACGAGUUUGCCAACAGGGCCCUCGUGUUCGCCUUCCACCAGCCCCCAGGAGCGUGGCCAGAGGGGGCCGUGGGCACGGGCCCCGCCUACCCGCCCGCACCCCAGCCCCUGCCCUGCUACCCCGGCCAGCCGGGCACCCUCGAGCCCCCCAGCAACCUCAGCGGUGCCCUCCCGGCCCCGGGGGUGGCUCGCCCGGCCCCGGCCCCCUUCUCAGAUGGUCUGCACAAGAGCCUGACCAAAGUCCUUCCCGAGAGGCCGCCUUCAGCCCAGGACGGGCUGGGGAGCCCGAGGGGGCCCCUGAACCCCCUACCCCAGAGACGUUUUCCGGGGCAGGCGUGUGGAGCCAGGGUGGACACCAGCCCGGGGCCUCUGGACACCGAGCUGGCCACCCCGGGGCCCCCAGUGGCCAGACUGCCCCCGCUGUGGGACCCUGUGACAGCACCUUACCCCACGCCUGCCCUGGGGCCCCCGGCCGCCACCAGGAACCCGUUCUUCAAAGGCCAGCCCGGCCCCGGCCAGCGGCUCUGCCUGCCCCAGAGCCCCCCACUGCCCUGGGCCCAGCUGCUCCCGACGGCCGGGCCGAGCCCCCACCAGAUGGAGGUGCAGAGCCGGCUGCCUUUCCCCACGGCAGCCCCCGAGUGGCAGGGGGGCAGCCAGGGAGCCCUGGGCGCGGCCGGCCAGACGGCGGGGCCCGGGGCGAAGCUGGUGGCCGUGAGAAGUGGCGCAGGCCAGCUGGGCGGCUCCCCGGGGCUGUUCUCCUACAGCGGGGCGCAGGACGCGGGAGCCCAGCCCCUGUUCUUCGGGGUGCCGCAGCCCCAGCUCUCACCCCGGGGGACCCCCAGCCUGCCCCCACCCAGGGUGGUGGGGGCCUCCCCCAGCGAGUCGCCGCUGCCGUCGCCGGCCACCAACACGGCCGGCAGCACCUGCUCCUCCCUAUCACCCCUGUCCAGCAGCCCGGCCAACCCCAGCUCGGAGGAGAGCCAGCUCCCGGCCCCGCUGGGGCCCCCCGCCUUCUUCCACCAGUCCCCGGAGCAGCCCCCGCACGCCCACCCCCGACACUUCCCCCCGGCAGAGCCGCCAGCCAAGGCCUUCCCGUUCCCUGCCGACGGGCUGGGGGCCGAGGGCGCCCCGUUCCCCCACGAGCCGCCCCCGUACCCGGCCCAGCACUUUGCGCUCAGCAGCGCCAGCCUGGACCAGCUGGACGUGCUGCUCACCUGCCGGCAGUGCGACCGCAACUACAGCAGCCUGGCUGCCUUCCUGGCACACCGGCAGUUCUGCGGCCUGCUGCUGGCCAGGGCCAAGGACGGUUCCCCGCAGCCCCAGGGCCCCCCGGGGCUCCCCUUGCCCUGCGCCGCCGCCGCCCCCAAGGCAGCUGCCGACACUCUGGCGGGCGGGCUGGGCCACGGCAAGGCCGUCCCCUUCCUGCUGGCCGGGGACGUCCAGGCGGACGGCAAAGACGAGGCCCUGAGGAUGAGCUUCCUGCCCGGCCUGGCCGCCGCUGCCGCCGCCGCCGCCUUCCCGCUGCCCCCCGUGGAGCUGGACUUGGAGGACGACGCCAAGCUGGACAGCCUCAUCACCGAGGCGCUCAACGGCAUGGAGUACCAGCCGGACAGCCCGGAGAUCGACAGCAGCUUCAUAGACGUCUUCACCGACGAGGAGCCUCCCGGCCCCAGAGGCCCCGGCACAGGGCAGCCCCCCAAGGCCAGGCCGGGGCCGGCCCCGGAGAGCAGAGCCCAGCCCCCGCUCGCCGACCCCACGGCGGAGCUGCAAGACCCCCGCGCCGCAGAUGGGGGCUGCCCGGCCCGGAGCAGGCCCAAAACCCGCUCUCUGGGUGUCCCCCCUGCUGAGGCCGAGGCCGGCAGCCUGGUGCGGCCGCAGAGGAGGGGGAAGCAGCUGAAGCUGUUCCGGAAAGAGCCGGACGUGGCCAGCACCGCCGAGGGGCCCGGGGGAGGCGCCAGGGCCUCCUCCUGCCUGCGGCCCCGGAGGAAGAAGGGCAGCCGGGAGGAGCGGCCCCGCGCCCGGGACCUCGGGACUCCGGCCAACAAGGGCCGUGGGGGUCCCAACACCCAGGUCCCCAGGGCCAGCCCUGUCCCCGAGGAGACCAGGAGCCCCAGGCACCUCCGCCCGCCCCCCAGGAAGGACGCCAGGAGGAGGAAGGCCGGGGCCGGCACCUGGAGCAAGGAGCUGAUCCACAAGAUUGUGCAGCAGAAGAACAAGCUCCACCACCGGCGGCGGCAGGCGCGGGGGGCCCACGGCAGGCGCGGCUCCCUGGUGGCGGAGGGACCCCAGCCCGGCGGCGCCCAGGACAGAGGGCUCCGGGAGAGCGAGGACAUCUCCGAGUCGGAGGACGAGCUUCCCCCGAGGCAGCAGCCGGGCUCUGGCUCCAGGGGCCGGCCCCGCCGCGGCAGCUGCCGACGCUGGCACCACCGAGGGGAGAAGAGGAAGGACGGGGACUCGGCCCCGGGGCCCAGAGCGGACGGGGAGCUGCAGGAACCCAGGCAGGCGGUGACGCAGGACACCGGGGGGCUCCCCAGCCCGGAGCGGCCACACAGCCCUCGCCCAGGCCCCCCGCCCGGCCUGGAGGCUACAGAGAGAGGCCCCGAGUGUGCCGACCACCCCACGGCGGCCCCCCAGCAGUCCCCACGGGUCCCCACCGAGACCCACCCCCCCAAGGAAAACCCCCCUUCGCUGGACGUCCCCCAGGUGGCCAAGAGGCCUGAAGUUGCCGAAGAGUCACCCCCUGACCCCACGAAACUCGGAGAGGUCCCGAGGUCUCCUCCAGCUGCCCGUGUGACAGGGAGCCCCGGGCCCCCCACUCCUGAGCGAGCCCCACCUGGCAGAGAGGACGCCGGUCGCCCCAGGCCACCGGGAGGCUUCCCUGAUGCCGCGCCCCAACGAGGAAGCUCACCAGCACCGGGUACCGGCGGUCCGCUGGGUGCCCCGGGGUGCACAAGGCCCCCUGCGUCCCGUGACGGCGGGGACGCCCCUGCCCCCCAGCCAGGAGGGUUCCUGGGGCCCCUUGCUAACGCCACCAGUGCUGCCUACCCCGAAGCCACGGUCCCACUCUCAAAGAACUCUGAUCUUGGCGGUGGCCCCGCACAUGCUAACGGCGGACACCCCACCAUGGGGGUUCCAGUUGCCAAAAGGGGGCCCCAUCCCCACAGCGGCCCCCCCAGGGAACUGUUCCUUGCACCCAAAGACCUGGCCGGCUGCCUCCUGGAAGACCUGUACCCCAAGCCCCCCGCUGUGGACGCCCCGCCAGCCCGAAGCAGCCCCUGUCUGAGCCCAGGCGGGGCCGACACUUGUUCCCUGGCACCAAAGCCGCCGGAGCGUCCGCCUUACGCGGCUGAGACGGACCCAGGCAAAGCCGGGUCGCCGCUGACCUUGGAGUCCACGUCCCUCUUCGCGGGGCUGGCCGUGGACGGGUUCUGCCCGCCCCUCUACGACGGCCACGUGCCGCUUGCCCGCGCCGGCCCUGCCCCAGGGAAGCCCCGGCUCGACCCACCUUACCCCUCCUUCCUGCUGCUCGAAGACGUAGCCCCGAUGCUGCCCGGCCACUUUCCCGGCCUCUCCUCGGCGGGGGCGGCGUUCGGGGACAAGUGUCCCGGGGAGGGGACGCCCAGCCCUCCCCCCGCGCCUGGGAGGAGAGACGGACACGGUGCCACUUUCGUGCGCAGUCUGUCAGAGGAGGAACUGGAGAUCCGGAGGCUGGUCACCGAGCUGGAGAGUCAGCUGGGGAGAGGCGGAGGCUCGCCCGGGGCCCCGGGGCAGCGUGGAGAGGCCGAGCGGGCCGGCGGGGCGCACGCGAGCUCCGGCACGGAGCCAUCCGGCCCCCAAGGGGACACGGCUGAGCUCGCGGGUGCCGGGGAACCGAGCCCACACCGGGGAGGCGCAGAAACAGCCGAGGACGCCACGGAAGGGGCUCCUGGGAGCCGCCCGGGGCAGGGGCCCCACCCAGCCUCGCGCCCUGCGGGAGAAGCGGCCGCCCCCUGGGCCGGCUCCCAGGAAGACCUGGCGUUGGGGGCCUCUCUCGGCCCCCCAGGGAACAGCGUCAGUUUUCAGCUGGCGCAGGAAGCCGGAGUCUCCCAGGCGGGAGGAGAAGGUGGGGUCCCCCCGGAGGUCCCCCUGCCGGCCCUGGGCGGGCAGCCGGGACCUCUGCUGGCUGCUGAGAGGCUGGCAAAGCGCGGCCCAAACUGCCAUCUUCCGUUUCCUAAAAGUGAAGACAGCGCCCACCUGGCACCUGGCUUUGCGUUUCAGGGUGAUGGGGUGCCACCUCUGGAUGCCACCGGGCCCCCUGGAGUCCCUCCUAGUGAAGCCGCCCAGGGGCCCUCUGUGGGCAGGGCAGGUGGGGCCGGGGGGCUCCUGCACCCCCUGGCAGGGGGUCCCGGCUCUGAGGGUAUUGAGUUUGCACCGGCGGGGGCCUCCUCGCUAACGGCCCCCCCAGGCAGAGAGGCCCAGGCUGUCCCUGUGCCGGGUCCGGCCUGUGCACCUGACGCUGGCCCUGGCGGGAGGCCCCAAGACCCAACCUCGAACCCCCAACUCCAGCUCCUGGGGGCCGAGGCAGGUGGGAUCACAGAUGACACCUGGGGCAGACAGGGGCCACCACCUGCGGUUGCCCAGAGCCCUCUGCGAGGGGACUCGUCGGCUCUGGAAGGGCACUGUGUGAGGGGCAGGGACGUGGCCUGCAGCCCUGCCCAGGGCUCCCCCGGGGGUGAGCAGGGGACAGCUGUCCCUGCAGUGGCCGGACGUCAGCUGGGGCCCAAGGCAGAUGGACACCUGGGCUUGCUCAGCCUUUCUGAGGGGCCCGAGGGCCAAGGCCAAGCCAGCCAGCUUCGGCCAGAUAACUGGGGGCUUGCUGGGGGGCCAGAGAGCCCGUCCCUGGGCACGGGUCCUGAAACACAGCUGGCCAGGCCCACUAGGGGUGCUGGGGCGGCACUGGAGGGACGCAGGGUGGCCUCGGGCCUCCAGGUGGAGGCACAGCCCUCCCCGAGCCCCCCCUUCCCUGCGGGAGAGCCCCCGACAGCAGCCCACGCCCAGAGUGGGGCUGAGGACCAGAGUCCGGGGAAGACCGCCAGCCCAGGCCUGCACAAACAGCUGCCACUCGCGGGGCCCGGCCCAGCGUCACCCCUCGGGGGCUUGGGCGCCUGUGCCCCCUCACCCACCACUCCAGCCACCCCAAGUCCCUGCAGCCCCAAACACCUGCCCCAGCAGGACCCCCCUAUCUGGACUUCUGGUGCCACCAGGGUCACAGGACAGCAGAGGGGGCUGCUCCCGGUGUCCCCACCCGGCCCCGGGCUCCUGCCGGCCUGUCCCCCUGGGUGGGCACCUCUGGGAGGGGCCAGCUGUGUCCAAGCCCCCACGGGCGCUGGAGCUGGGAGGCCCCCAGGGGCUGCCCCAUCCUGUGACCCUAAGGAGACUUUAGCUCACCACCCUCUCCUAGGGGACCCCCCUUCGCAGCCUGGCUGCAUCAGCGUCUCGGGGGACAGCACUCGGAGACCUCCAGAGGCAUCCAGGAGAGAGAGACCAGGGCAGUCUCCUGCCCGUGACACCCCGCCUCCCCCCGUGGGGGCCACUCCCCCCAGCGUGACCAGCCUUCCCGCCAAAGAUGAGACAUGGCCCGCCAGAGGGCUUCAGGCGCCAGACACCCCAUGCAGCGGGGCCCCAGCCCCCACCAGCCCCGAUGGGUCACCGGAAGACCCCUCCUCCCUCUCCCAAAGCAACACCGCCCAACUAGGCCGCAGGGAAGCGCAAGGUGUCCUGGCUGUGCCCGAUGACCCCACCGUGCUGGGGGCCGCAGGGCCAGACCGCCACACCUGCCUGGAAGGUGAGGCGGGGGCCAGUAGCCAGGGACAGCCGGAGCUGGGGGCGCCUGAGGCCCGGCAGGCCAGCGUCACCGAGGUGCCUGCCACGGUCACCUGCCCUUCCGCAGGGCUGUGCCUGGGCAGUACCGCAUUUCCAAGCAGCACAGCCGGAGACUCCAGGCCCCGCUACCCCCAAAGCCACAGAAAUGUCCCCUACCAGGUGCCCCAAGAAGAUCCCCUCAGUCCCCAAGACCCCGAACAGAGGCCGCACAGCUUUAAAAAGAAGCCGGUGUCCACUGAGAAUGGCCUCUGGAAGGGCCAGGCCCCCGGGGGGCCGCCGGUGACCUGCGAGGUCUGCUCGGCCUCCUUCCGCUCCAGGCCGGGCCUGAGCCGGCACAAAGCCAGGAAGCACCAGCUGCACAAGGCCACCGCCCAGCCGCGCCCGGCUGCCCCGACCACGAGCCGGCCCCCCGGGAAGAAGAGCCACAGGGCACCCAGGAAGGACAGAGCACGUCACCCGCUCACAGGAGGCCCCUGCCGUGCGGCCGGGCCACCUCCCGCCCCGGGCUCCAAGGAGGUCAGGCCGGGGCUCGGUGCUCCCAGAACACCGGGCUCCCCGCCCGGCCAGCAGCCUCGCCCCCCAGGCCUGCAGGAGCGUGGGGCGCGUGUGCAGGCCCCGGCCCCCGAGCCCGGCAGACCAGCCCCACUGGGGGCGGGCGAGCGCCCUCCCAAACAGGCAGAGGAGAGAGAGGACCAGACGCCACCCACGGAGCCCCCCAGCCACUCAGCGGGGAAAUCAAAGAAGAAAGGAGGGAAGCCGGGAGCGAGGAGGUUCCAGGAGAGAGCUCGGGGCCCUCCCGAUGGGAUUUCGGAUAAACCCCGCAGGAGCCCAGCAGCUGCAGUUGCCAACCGCCCGGCCCCUCCGAGCUGCCGCCUCCCGCUGGAAGGAGACCUGGGGCCCCGGGGGAUGGAGGGUACCCUGGAGACGGUCGCCGCGGAGACGGGCACGGGGGCCCUGCGUGCAGAGGGGACACCCAGAGACCAGGCCACGUGUCAACGGAGGAUGGAGGAGGCACCUGCUGGGGAAUGGCCGGUUGGGCCCGAGGGAGCCUUGGCGAGGGGGCCCUGGGGACCGCCGGAGGCCGGCACGGUGGCUUGUGGAGAGCCACCGCAGGCCGCCAGGAGCAAGUCUGCAGCGGACAGCGGAGGGGCCCAGAGCGGGCCCGAGGAGGGUGUCUGGGAGGGGCACGCGCCCCCCCUGAGCCCCCCGGGUCCUCCCGAGACCCCCGGCUCUAAGAGGGGCCUCCUGGACGAGCCGGCAGCCCGGGGUGCAGUCCCGGGACCUGAGGACCCCACUCCCGGGGCUCACAGUCCCGGCCUGGGGGACCCUCUGAGCUUGUUCGACGACGAGGUCUCCUUCUCCCAGCUCUUCCCUCUGUGCGGCCGCUUGACCCGCAAGAAGAGGAACCCGCGCGUGUACGGGAAUCGAGGCGAGAAGCCGAGGCGCCCGCCGCCGCUGCCCCAGCCGGGCAGCAGCGAGGCUGGGGGCCGCUCCCCGCUGCUCUGCGCCCGCCUGCCCACCGACCUCAGCGACUCAGGCUCCCUCUGCCUCUCGCAGGAGGAGCCCUGGGAGGACGAGGCCGCCGGCCUGCCAGAGUCCUUCCUCCCCGACGGGUUCCUGAUUAGCAAGGUGCCCGGGCUCAGCCUGUGGGCCUCCGAGCCCAGCGGGGAAGCCGGCACCGAGAAGGCGCCCGCCCACCGCCCCGAGGAUGAUCUCCCCGAGCUGCACAUGGUCCCCGCUGCGUGGCGAGGCCGGGAGCUGUGGGUCCCCACGGAUGACACACCCUCUUCUCUCGGGGACGUGAGCCCUGAGCCCCCCAACCUGGAGAGGGAGGGGUAUGCCACCUCGCUCCCUGCCUCGGACUUUGAGGUGAUCAGCCCCAAGCUUGAGGUGCAAGACCUGUGCUUCCUGGGGCCCUAUGAAGACCCCUCGGAUCUCCCCGGCACCAGCUUCCUCGACUUCGAGGCCACGGCGAUGUCACAGGGGCCACGGAAGGAAAGGACGGAGGAGGUGGCGGCCAGGCCGGGGAGGGCUGGGGGCCCGGAGCCGCCGCCCGCCCAGGGCAGGAGGGCCUCGUACAAGUGCAGGGCGUGCUUCCAGCGCUUCCGCGGGCUGGCCGAGCUGGACCUGCACAAGCUGGCGCACAGCCCCUCGCCGCCGCCCACCUGCUACAUGUGCGUGGAGCGCAGGUUCGGCUCGCGCCAGCUGCUGCGGGAGCACCUGCAGGACAAGCACCUGCAGGGCAAGGCGGGGCCCUGGGCCUGCGGCAUGUGCCUCAAGGAGGUGGCCGACGUCUGGAUGUACAACCAGCACCUGCGGGAGCACGCGGUGCAGUUCGCGCGCAGGGGGCAGGUGCGCAGGUGCCUGGGGGACCUGCCCGGGUGCCUGGAGGGUGGCGGCGGCGGUGGCGGCGGUGGCAUCUCGGCCUUCCUGAGCAGCGUCCCGGAACCAGCAUCCAAGCCCCACAGGGGCAAGCGCGCCGGGGGCAAGGCGCAGGCGCGGGGGCCGGGGAAGGAGAGCCCGAGGGAGCGCGCGAAGCCCCGGGCGCGAGGUGGCGCCGCGACACCGGACGGCGUCUCCGCCCCCGCGACCCCUGCCGCAGCCGGCAGCUCCGCCGCCCUCCCCGGCCCCAGCAAGACGCCCCCCAGCCCGUCCCCCGACCCGUGGUCCAGCGGCGAGCCCCUCCUGCAGGCCGUCCCGGUGCACGCGGACUGCAAGGACCCGUCCCGCGACUGCCACCACUGCGGGAAGCGGUUCCCCAAGCCCUUCAAGCUGCAGCGGCACCUGGCGGUGCACAGCCCGCAGCGCGUCUACCUGUGCGCGCGCUGCCCGCGCGUCUACGCCGAGCACCGCGAGCUGCUGGCGCACCUGGGCGCGGCGCACGGGGCGGAGGGGCCGCGCGAGCCGCAGCACACCCCGCUGUACGCCUGCGAGCUCUGCGCCAACGUCAUGCACAUCAUCAAGAAGUCCUUCGCCUGCAGCUCUUGCAACUACACCUUCGCCAAGAAGGAGCAGUUCGACCGCCACAUGGACAAGCACCUGCGGCGGGGCCAACAGCCCUUCACGUUCCGCGGGGUCCGGAGGCCGGGAGCCCCCGCGCAGAAGGCCCCGGCCCUCGAGGGCGCGCUGCCCAGCAAACGGCGCAGGGUGGCCGUGCCCAGCGGCCCCCCGGGCCCCGGCGUGGACGGGCCACUGUCUGGGGGCAGCAGCCCAGCCCUGCUCCAGGUCCGCCCGGAGGCGGCUCCCGGCUCCACCGAGGGAACGCCCGAGACCCUGGAGAGGCCCGAAGACCCGGGGGGCCCCACAGUGAGCUGGCGAGACCUGCCCCCUGACCUCCAGGAGGACCCACCCCCCGCUCUGUCUCCCUUCCCGGCGGCCUUGGCUGAGGGCAACGGUGGCCAUGAGCCGGACGGAGCCCUGGAGAUGAGGCCGGAGGAUGAGGCUCCCCCAGGCAGCCCCGGGCCUCUCCUCGUCCAGUCCACUCUGCUGCCCGGGGAGCCCCUGCCCCGGCCAGGCGCCAGGGGCCAAGCCACAGAGGGAAAGGGGGCUCCUCUACCGCCCUCGGGGAGACGCAGGGUCCCCAGCCCCCGUGGCAAGUGUGGCCCCGAACACUCCCAGGAAGACCCCUCCCCGCCCCAGAAGGAGAAGCAAGCGUCCACCUGCCACGUGGUGCCUGAGGGGGGCACGGGGGUCCCCUCCCACAAGGGCAUUGCCACCAGGCCGGGUGGCUGCCAGAGUUCAUCAAAGGACAGGUCAGCGGCGCCCACCCCCAGCCCAGCGCCCAAGCUCCCCCUGCAGCCACGGAAGGCCUCGGGGAGCCUGGCGCCCGGAGAGCUGGUCCGCGGCACCGAGAACGGGACGAAGGCCACCACCCCCAAAGACAGGCCGGGGCCCAGCUCCCAGGGCAGUGGGGGCCCCCGCCCCAGCACCAAGACGGGGGGUGGCAGCCAGCCCCAGCCGGCCAGCGGGCAGCUCCAAAGUGAGACAGCCAGCACCCCGGCCAGGCCCGGCUUCCCUGGCCACAGCCCCGCACCCGACAAGACGCCCCCGCAAGCCCAAGCCAAGGGCUGCACCAAGGGGCCCGGGGGGGCUGGCGACCAGGGGCCCCGGCGGAGCCCAGGCCCCCGGGAGAAGGGCGGGGGCGGUGAGAAGAGGAGGAAGGGCCAGGUCCCGGGGCUGCCAAGCAGCGAAAAUGUGGGGAGCUUGGGGAGAGCCCCGCCAGCCCCCGACAGACCUCCCCGGGCCCCUCGAAAGCAGGCGACCCCCAGCCGUGUGCCCCCCGCCAAGCCCAGACCCAGUAGCCAGAACAGCAAGCCCAGGCCGCAGCCCUCAGAGCCCAAGGAGGCUCCGGGCAGGGCCUUCGCCCAGGAGAGACCCCCGCUCAGGCCCCACCGGAGGGGCAGAGCUGUCCACGGUCCUGACCCCCCCGGCCGCGGCUACCGGACCGCCGAGGCCCAGAGUGACCUUCUCAGCCAGCUCUUCGGGCAGAGACUGACUGGCUUCAAGAUUCCCUUAAAGAAAGACACUUCUGAGUAAUUUAUAGCAGCGAGCACCCGGGCUAGAGCCAGGGAGCCCGGCCGUGGGCUCCUGUCCGCGCUGCUCCCUCCAGCCAGCCUCAGUUCUCUGACACGGUUCCCUUUGUGGCCACCAGACUUAACCACGCAAACACUCAAGACUUUGGUGCUGGAGCUGAGACUGCGAUGCUUUGAGCAGGG
This is a messenger RNA of Microcebus murinus (gray mouse lemur), 11632 nucleotides long. Lineage: Eukaryota; Metazoa; Chordata; Mammalia; Primates; Cheirogaleidae. The record is from RefSeq and is a predicted model, not a curated record.